This is a messenger RNA of Saccharomyces kudriavzevii IFO 1802, 2127 nucleotides long. It is a transcript of the gene GID12, whose product is annotated as Gid12p. The record is from RefSeq and is a predicted model, not a curated record. The transcript has a single exon. Lineage: Eukaryota; Fungi; Ascomycota; Saccharomycetes; Saccharomycetales; Saccharomycetaceae. Bases 1 to 2127 code for a protein of 708 amino acids.
AUGCCUACUGGUAGGAUUCAGUUUGCCGUUUCUACUCCUUGUAAUGCUAAGGGUAAACCAUCCGGAUAUAGGCUAUUUGAAUUUAAAAAUGAUCGACUAGCGCUAAUACCAUCAGAAAGAGGUUGCGCAAAAGUUGAUGUGAACGCGAAUAUACAGGCAUUUUGUUAUUUGAGGCCUAAUGGUAGAGGCACGUCAAUAUCUUCAGAUACAACCCAUAUUAUGGAUUCAUGUGAUUACAUGAUACUAGCAAAAUCUAACGGAUUCAUCGAAAUUAUAAGCAACUACCAAUACAAGAUAAAAAAUGGUCUGCGAUUAGCGCCCUCGUAUAUCCUUAGAUGCACCCCGGAAGAUUUCGAAACGAAUUUUUUUAGUGACUAUAUGAUUGCCGGUCUUGAAUAUAGCCAGGGGUUGUUAUACUGUUGCAUGUGCUCCGGUAGAAUAUACGUCUUUGUAAUGAACCUUCCAAAUGAUUACAGUCAGUUCAAAAACAUGUACAAUCCCAUAUUUCCAGAUUGCUUCUUCAAGGUAAAUAACGACACCAACAUAGGACAUUCUUCAGAAGAAGAAAAAUUAUUUGAGAGGAGUACGCGAUAUACUGGGAGAUCAUGCUCUAAACACAUCUGCUACUUUCUUUUACCCAUAGAACCAUCUCAUUUAAGAUCAUCCCCUGUAGUAUCUUCGUUUUGCAGUAUGUAUCAAGGUCUGCCCAUAUAUAGACCUUCGAUGUAUUUACAUAUAGAGCGAGGCAUUUCCACAUUUCAUAUAAACCCAUUAGACCGGUUUUGUUUCAUGACGGUAUCACCACGAUCGCCACUAUUUAUAAGGAAGAUAAUAUUGCCGUUGACUUAUGUUACAUUUUUGAGCACUUUCAUUAACCUGAAGGAUAAUAUACAGGGAGAGAAUCGUGACGAGGUGCUUUCGUGGGACAAAAUAGCGCAACAAAGCGGAUUUGGUUCUUUGUUCAGCUGGAUUAGCAACAAGUUCACGUUUGAUUCUGAUAUUAUAAAUUCUACCAUUUGGGAUGAUAUUGUGAAAUAUUCUGGAACAGGAAUGCUUGAUUCAGGAAUCGUAUGGAAGCAACGCCAAGGUCAUGCCAAGGAUGACAUAUACGAAUUAUUCCAUAAUCAAGAUAUGCUGGGCAGUAGUCGCCGAAAUUCUUCAUUUAGUGUUGCUAGCAACGAACCGAGACCAUUGAGCAGAAGAAGGAGAGAGUCUUUUCAAGGCUUAACCAGGGAUGCUUUCAGAGAGACAAUGGAUGUACCGUGCUCAACAAAAUGGGAAUUAGAUUCAUUUAUCAGAGGUUUGAGAAGAAACACGUUUAUGGUAGAUUUUGAAAUUGUAGAAAAGAUUCCACACGGAAACGGAAACGAUGGGAUGAAUGAGGAUGAUAACAAUGCGAAUGAAAGUGAUGAAACAAUGACUUCAUUUUUAACUGAUAACUAUAAGAAAAUGGAUAUUGUAUGCAUCGAUCAUUUUGUCACGUUAAGCGCAUUUCGGCCUAGAUAUUAUGAUGAACCAAUAAUAAAGAUUGACUCAUUAUCAAACAAAAAUGGGUCGGAUAAUUUGACUAAUGAAAAAGAAGGUUUGAAAAACGAUAUGGACGUUGAUGGACAAAUGUUAGAUGACGAGACUGCUCAAUUUCAACAGGCGCUAGGAGAUUUAUCCUCAUUCAAGAAACUAUUUAUGCUCGAUGACUCCUUAUGCUUUAUACUAGACACUCAUGGGGUUUUGUUAAUAAAUAGAUUUGAAAUUAAAAACACCAAGAAUUUGUUGAAGAAUUCCAAGGAUACAGUUCGAAUAAUACCACAUGAUUUCGGGUUAAUUAAUGACGCAAUUGUUGUAAUCAAUGAUAUAGGCAUGAAUACGAACAAUGUUUGCAGUCUCACGUUUCAUUUAGUGAUAACGUCGAUGGCAGGAGAGAUAGCUGUAUUCAAGGGCGAAUUUUUCAAUGACCUCAGAUUAGGAAGGAUGAGAUUGUGCGAUUCCCUAAAAUUAAACAGGAAAGACCGAUUUGUAGACAAACUUGCGUUGAUCGAUUAUGAUGGUCUUAGUGUGCAGAAGAGAAGGCUAGAUUACGACGAAAAGGACCUCUAUGCUUUAACUGUAAAAAAGGUUAAAAAAGACUAG